Dama dama (fallow deer) is the source of this 5413-nucleotide messenger RNA. It is a transcript of the gene NTN1, whose product is annotated as netrin 1. The coding region runs from base 196 to 2007 and encodes 603 amino acids. Gene Ontology annotation, molecular function: protein binding. NCBI's taxonomy places the organism in Eukaryota, Metazoa, Chordata, Mammalia, Artiodactyla, Cervidae. The transcript has 7 exons. The record is from RefSeq and is a predicted model, not a curated record.
AGCUGGCAAGCCCGCGCUGAGGCAGGACGCGCCUGCUAGCAGCCAGCGAGAGGCUCUCCGCCGUCCGGCGCGCGGGCUCCCCGGCCGGGGCCGGGCAAACUUUUCUUUCUCUUUUGCCCUCUCCUGAGGCGCCUUCUGCGGCGGGCGGACCGACUCCUCGGCGCGGCGGGGCCGGGGCAGGCUGGACGCAGCACGAUGCGCGCAGUGUGGGAGGCGCUGGCGGCGCUGGCGGCCGUGGCGUGCCUGGUGGGCGCGGCGCGCGGCGGGCCCGGGCUCAGCAUGUUCGCCGGCCAGGCGGCGCAGCCCGACCCCUGCUCGGACGAGAACGGCCACCCGCGCCGCUGCAUCCCGGACUUUGUCAACGCGGCCUUCGGCAAGGACGUGCGCGUGUCCAGCACCUGCGGCCGGCCCCCGGCGCGCUACUGCGUGGUGAGCGAGCGCGGCGAGGAACGGCUGCGCUCCUGCCACCUCUGCAACGCGUCGGACCCCAAGAAGGCGCACCCGCCCGCCUUCCUCACCGAUCUCAACAACCCGCACAACCUGACGUGCUGGCAGUCGGAGAACUACCUGCAGUUCCCGCACAAUGUCACGCUCACGCUGUCGCUCGGCAAGAAGUUCGAGGUGACCUACGUGAGCCUGCAGUUCUGCUCGCCCCGGCCCGAGUCCAUGGCCAUCUACAAGUCCAUGGACUACGGGCGCACGUGGGUGCCCUUUCAGUUCUACUCCACGCAGUGCCGCAAGAUGUACAACCGGCCGCACCGCGCGCCCAUCACCAAACAGAACGAGCAGGAGGCCGUGUGCACCGACUCACACACCGACAUGCGCCCACUCUCGGGCGGCCUCAUCGCCUUCAGCACGCUGGACGGGCGACCAUCGGCGCACGACUUCGACAACUCGCCGGUGCUGCAGGACUGGGUUACGGCCACCGACAUCCGAGUGGCUUUCAGCCGCCUGCACACGUUCGGCGACGAGAACGAGGACGACUCGGAGCUGGCGCGCGACUCGUACUUCUACGCCGUGUCCGACCUGCAGGUGGGCGGCCGCUGCAAGUGCAACGGCCACGCGGCCCGCUGCGUGCGCGACCGCGACGACAGCUUGGUGUGCGACUGCAGGCACAACACGGCCGGCCCGGAGUGUGACCGCUGCAAGCCCUUCCACUACGACCGGCCCUGGCAGCGCGCCACCGCCCGCGAGGCCAACGAGUGCGUGGCCUGUAACUGCAACCUGCAUGCCCGGCGGUGCCGCUUCAACAUGGAGCUUUACAAGCUGUCGGGGCGCAAGAGCGGGGGCGUCUGCCUUAACUGUCGCCACAACACGGCCGGCCGUCACUGCCACUACUGCAAGGAGGGCUACUACCGCGACCUGGGCAAGCCCAUCACCCACCGCAAGGCCUGCAAAGCCUGCGAUUGCCACCCUGUGGGCGCUGCUGGCAAGACCUGCAACCAGACCACAGGCCAGUGUCCCUGCAAGGACGGCGUGACCGGCAUCACCUGCAACCGCUGUGCCAAGGGCUACCAGCAGAGCCGCUCACCCAUCGCCCCCUGCAUAAAGAUCCCUGUGGCACCGCCGACCACUGCAGCCAGCAGCGUGGAGGAGCCGGAAGACUGUGAUUCCUACUGCAAGGCCUCCAAAGGGAAGCUGAAGAUUAACAUGAAAAAAUACUGCAAGAAGGACUAUGCCGUCCAGAUCCACAUCCUGAAGGCGGACAAGGCGGGGGACUGGUGGAAGUUCACGGUGAACAUCAUCUCCGUGUACAAGCAGGGCACCAGCCGCAUCCGCCGCGGUGACCAGAACCUGUGGAUCCGCUCGCGGGACAUCGCCUGCAAGUGCCCGAAAAUCAAGCCCCUCAAGAAGUACCUGCUGCUGGGCAACGCGGAGGACUCGCCCGACCAGAGCGGCAUCGUGGCGGACAAGAGCAGCCUGGUGAUCCAGUGGCGGGACACGUGGGCGCGGCGGCUGCGCAAGUUCCAGCAGCGCGAGAAGAAGGGCAAGUGCAAGAAGGCCUAGCGCGGAGGCAGCGGCGCGCCGGCGGGCUGGGCGCGGGGCCGGCCACCGCGGCGUGGACUUGGCCCGCGGGGCUUUCCCAGAUGGGGGGAGGGUGGGGGCGGGGCUGGGGCCCUCGGCGGCCCCGCCCCCAGCCCCCUGGGCGGCCAGGCCCCGGAGACUUAGCUACCUCACGGGCUCCCUCCAGAGCAGAGAUGCGUUUCCCUGGGGCGGGAGGGUGGCCGGGGCAGGGGCAGGGGCAGGUGGGCCGCAGCGAUGGGUAGAGAAGGGCACUUGAGGAGGAGAACUGUGAACCCCCAGGCCCGCAGCCCCAAACAGAAAACCCCGUUUGGUUCCCCUGACCCUUCUUGGGGAAUUGCCACAGGAACCCUGGCUGUGGCAACUCGGGCUCCCGUCUGCAGCGGUCUGGGGGAACCCGGGGGAGGCGGAAGUGGCCUGUCCAGCCAGCCCUCCCCGUGCGGUCUGUGGUCUCCACCUGCCCCCGCCAUCCUCCUGGUGGUGGGGGGUGCGGAGGGGUUCCAGUCUGUGCAGCCAGAGCAGUGAUGCCCCUCCUGGUCCUGCCCUGGCCGGGCUUGGGGUGGGUGGGUGCUUGGCCAGGCUUCUGGACCAGGGACACCCCCAAGAAGCCCACGCCGGGUGGUCGGUCACUGCUCACGCCGGAGCUGUCUGAUGGAGGAGGCAUUGGCAACGAAAAACCUCCCAGAGAGUUUCCUUUCUGGAAAGUUGGAAGCAGCCCCUUUAUGACAUUUUCCAGGGGAGGGGGAGGGGGCACUGGCUGGGCUUACGGCAGCGACACUAUUUGUGUAAUGACAUCAGCUCCCACAAGGUCCCUCAGCAGUGUCAACAGCUGGGAAGGGCCUGGAAGGCAGGCUGCUGAGGCAGUUGGGGUGGGAGUGGGCUGGCUGGAGUGGGGACCCGCUCCGCUGGCUCAGGGGGGCGCGGGAGUGCCCAAGUCGCAGGCUGGCAGGGCUGGAACCAUUAGGGUCCCAGGUACCAGGGGAGCCGUGACCACUUCCUGCUGGGCCCUCACUGCUGACUCCCCAAGGAGCGGACAGAGGAGGCUUCCUACCACCAUCCUGGUACGGCCUGGGUGGCACCUCACCCCCUCUGGCGGCCCCCUCUGUGGAUGCCUCCCGGGCCCCCUAGUGGGGUCAGGCUCCCUUUCCAAAGCUUCCGAGAGAUACCGUCUCCAAGCUGGCAGCCCUAAACGUCCAGGUCUGAUGGCCUCACACAGGACCUGUGCCCAGGGGCCCCCACCCCCCUAGCCGGCACUCUGAAUUCGAGGCCUGGCUCCUCUCUUCAGUCAAGAAAUUGGUUUCAUCUUCCCUGCUGGAGUUUGGCUGCUUAGAAGGGUCACACCAAGUAUGAAGCUCGGGCCCUCCUGGUUUGGCUUUCCUCUGCUUCCUCCCGCCUCGCCACCGCCACCAUUUACCGAGCACCUGCUCUGUGCCAGGCACUUUACCCCCGUAACCUCACACUAUCUUCAUGACAGCCCCGUGAGACAGGGGUCCUCACCGGGUACUAUAACCCCUCUUUGGUUCCCUCGCAGGCUGCAAGGGGUGCUUCUGGGUGAGUCACCCCUGAGACGCUGACCCUGGUGAUGGCAUCUGGCCUGGAGAACAGACGUCAGGAACUGGGGGCUGGGAUGGGCACAGUCAUAUCUUGAGAGGUGACAGCCAGGGCGGUGCGUGAGGCCGGUGUACACUCACUCCAGGUUCCAGGCAGGCAGGCCGUGGCUGGUCCUAAGGUGUAGGCAGAAAGGAUGUCUGGCUGCCUGGAGGGGUUCCAGAGAUGCCCCCAGGGGCAGGGGAAAGACAGAAUGGGCCUGGGAAGGGGUCACUGACCUGCCUGACUCCGAGUCCUAGGCUGGAAGUGUAGGGCCCUCUGCACGCAGUCGGCACCACCCCGCCGCCCGUGUGGUUCGGGUGUGUUUUGUUGGCUCACAGUCUACGAGAGGCUCUGUCCUGUGUGGGCAGUCGUCCUCUUUCUGUUCGCACCAGCCUGGCUUCUCUGCUUUGCCCAGGAGGGCAUGGCAGCCCCGCCAGCUCCCACCCCAGGCCCAAGUCUCAGCCCCCGUCACGAGGGGGGCUUGCACUGGUGGUCUCCGUGGCCAGCAGCCCGCCAGGCAGCAAUGCAUCUUGCUUUAAAUUCAGCCAGUCUCACCCUCUGGCUCAGCACCCCGAGAGCAGAGCAGCCUGGCCUCUGGGGAAUGUCAGGGCCACCAGUCAACUAGGGGGUAGAGGAACUCGGGGCGGGGAGGGGCUCAGUCCUGGCAGGUGGCCUUCCCCACCCAGCCAGAACCCAGCCCACCGCUCCUCUGAAUCCAGCCACCAAUUCGGGAGGACCCUCCCCCUUGGGAAAGCACCCCUCUCCUUCCCUCGCCCACCCACCCCGGGUGGAAAUGGAAAUAGGAAUUGAGGUUCCGGUUUGUACAGUUAGGAAAGGAUGUAAAAUGGAACUAGAUUUUGAAGAGUGUAUUAACCAGAGUUGUGAUAUGUAGGUGUUUGAAGAAAAACAUACCAGAUUAGUCUUUCUUUUUUUAAAGAAAUUUCCAAGUUGUCCUUUUUCUUACCUGCUGGGGGGUCUGGAGCCCCUGACAGCGGGGUCCCUGCUUUUCUGACACAUAGUAAUGCUAAGGAUUGGGGUGGAGGGAAGGAAGAAGGAUGAGGGGGCUGCCCCCUGAACUCACCUGCAGCUUGGCUUCCGUCCUGAGCAAAGGAGGGUGAGGCAGGUCCUAGUGGUAAAGUGGGAGGGACCCCCGCAGUCCAAGCUGGGGGGAGCUGGGAGCUGCCCCCAGGCCUCUGGUACCCACCUAGCACUCUGCCCCCAGAGUAACCGCAGGAAAUGGGUACAGCCUGUCUUGGGUUAACCCCAGGCUGGAGACUGAAAUCAAGGAGAGACCCCUUUAGGCAACUGAAAAAUGUUUGGGUCUCACCGCAGAAAGGAAGACUGCAGAGUGGAUGAACUAGACCCAUGGAUAGGGUUACUGGGCCAUGGUUCAUGGCCAUAGCCAAGUCGUACCCUAAGGGUAUCGAAGUGUGUACUUGUAGGGCCUCGCCCCUGUCAGAAUCAAGCCAGUCCUGCUCCUCGCGUCCUUGGACGUGGCUCCCCCUCCCCUCUGCACCUCCCCACUCCCCACUGCGUUCCGGAGUUCUGUUCACUCAGAAUUGUAAAUGUUUAGUUGUGACCAUGACAUAUUGUUUGGGUCAGUGUUCCUUUCCAAUGCAUACUAAUAUAUUAUGGUUAUUAUAUAUGAAUAUAUUUAAUGACAUGGAAAAAGUUGUGGAUUUUUUAAGUUUUUUCUUUUUUUUGGUUAGAGUUGUAAUGGACCCAGAUGGAACUUGUAACGUGGGCCCCACAUGAUAGAACUAAAUUCAGAUAUCAAUUAAAUAAACUCUUGUACACUGUU